CACGAAUUCAAGACUUCAGAAGUCCUGUGGCGCAGUGGUAGCGCGCCGUUCUUAUAUGACUCGUCAGACUCAUAUGGCCUUCAUCUGGUUAUGCGGAUGCCGUGGGUUCGAACCCCACCAGGACUAUGCACUUUUUUUUGGCUUUGCGGUGGUCCUUUUGCACGUUGGGUGGCUUUUUUGGUGGUUGGGCGCACGUGGUGGCAGCGUGCACCGGCCCGUCUCCGAUCUAGCACGUGGCGGCUUAUCACGAACGUCGAACUGUUAUUUUUAGCGGAACAACCAUCAGAUUCUCAGAAAGCGGUAUAGAAUGAAGAUUCACGAAAGUAUGCGAGAUAUGGAAGA
Molecule: messenger RNA, 342 nt
Organism: Trematosphaeria pertusa
Lineage: Eukaryota; Fungi; Ascomycota; Dothideomycetes; Pleosporales; Trematosphaeriaceae
Exons: 1
Coding region: 56-271 (71 amino acids)
Source: RefSeq, a predicted model, not a curated record